GGAGGCGCCUUGGCCUCCGAGAGUCCUGGGCCGCGCGGGGUCGCGCGGGCAUGGCGGCCUCCCUGUGGAUGGGGGACCUGGAACCCUACAUGGACGAAAACUUUAUCUCCAGAGCUUUCGCCACCAUGGGAGAGACCGUUCUCAGCGUUAAAAUUAUCCGCAACAGGCUCACUGGGAUCCCUGCUGGCUACUGCUUUGUGGAAUUUGCUGAUCUGGCCACAGCUGAGAAGUGUUUGCAUAAAAUAAAUGGAAAACCCCUCCCCGGAGCCACACCAGCAAAACGUUUUAAACUGAACUAUGCCACUUAUGGGAAACAACCAGAUAACAGCCCUGAGUACUCACUCUUUGUAAGGGACCUCAGCCCAGACGUGGAUGAUGGCAUGCUCUACGAAUUCUUUGUUAAAGUCUACCCCUCUUGUCGAGGAGGCAAGGUGGUCCUGGACCAGGCAGGAGUCUCUAAGGGUUAUGGCUUCGUGAAAUUCACGGACGAGCUGGAACAGAAGCGGGCCCUGACUGAGUGCCAAGGUGCAGUGGGGCUGGGUUCAAAGCCAGUGCGCCUGAGCGUGGCUAUCCCCAAGGCGAACAGAGUGAAACCCAUGGAGUACAGCCAGAUGUACAGCUAUAGUCUCAACCAGUAUUAUCAGCAGUACCAGAACUACUACGCACAGUGGGGUUAUGACCAGAACACCGGCAGCUACAGCUACAGCUACCCCCAGUAUGGCUACACCCAGAGCACCAUGCAGACAUAUGAAGAAGUUGGUGACGAUGCAUUGGAAGACCCGACACCUCAGCUGGAUGUGAAUGAAGCCAACAAAGAGUUCAUGGAGCAGAGUGAGGAGCUCUAUGAUGCUAUGAUGAACUGUCACUGGCAGCCUUUGGACACUGUCUCAUCAGAGAUCCCCCCUGUGAUGUAGCUCAGCUGAGCUCACAGCUCAGCACCUCUGCAAGGACUAUAUAGGAAGAGGAGGGCCAGGAGGAACAUUGGAAACUUUUAACCUUUUUGAAAUGUAAUUUAUAAAAUUUUAAUAAUAUUU
Vombatus ursinus (common wombat) is the source of this 1034-nucleotide messenger RNA. RefSeq names its product tRNA selenocysteine 1 associated protein 1 (gene TRNAU1AP). NCBI's taxonomy places the organism in Eukaryota, Metazoa, Chordata, Mammalia, Diprotodontia, Vombatidae. Gene Ontology annotation, biological process: selenocysteine incorporation. The record is from RefSeq and is a predicted model, not a curated record. The transcript has 9 exons. Gene Ontology annotation, cellular component: nucleus. The coding region runs from base 51 to 914 and encodes 287 amino acids. Gene Ontology annotation, molecular function: tRNA binding.